AUUUUUAAUUAGAGCGAGUGAAAAUAGAAAAAAGUUUCUUCCGCAAAAUACAUAUGUUUCCGUGUUAGAAUAAAAAAUGAUGGCUACAAAUGAAUGUGCUAAUUGUCGGGAGUUAAAAGAGAUUAAAGCUAUUGCAAGACAGGUAUUGAAGAAGUACGAUGAACUGCUGGAAAAGUAUAAGCAGAACGAACAGCAGUACGAUGAAGUUGUUAAAACACUCAAAGAAAGGGAGGCCAUGUUGGAUGACAUGAAAGGUCUAAUCGAACCUGCCGUUUCUGAACACGAACGACUGAUUGUAAAAUAUGACAUUGAAGUAAACUGCAGAAAUGAGGCUGAAAAUAUUGCCCGAAAAGUGACCUCACAAAACAUUACGUUAAAACGUCAAUCGCAGGCUUUACUUUGCCAUUUGGAAAAGAUUGAUAUAACCCAAAUACCAGAGGAAAUUCUCGAGGAACCAGAAGAGGAAGAGGAGACCGCAGGGUACAAGGAAUACACGGACAAGCUUAACAACACAAUCAAAGAUCUAGAGGAAAAAGUUUCUCACUAUGUCACCUCUCUCACUACAGCUACGGAGGAGUUGUCUACAGAACGUGAAAACAACUUUCGACUCCAACAGAAAAAUGAACAUUUAAAACAAAGCCUCAAUCAAACUGAGAACACGUUAACUCAGUACCAAAAUGCUAUGACGGAGUUAUCUACAAUGUCAGAGUCAGCGUAUGAAGAAUAUGAACAUUUGAAAAGCAAGUAUGAAAUCGAAGCUCAACAGAGGACUGAAGCAGAGAAUAAAAUGCAAAAGAUCAAAGCACAAAAUGAAGCAAUGAAAACACAGAGUACAAUUCUUAUGUCAAAAGUGGCUAAUGACCAACAUCUGAUUCUUGCGUUAUGUAAAAUUGAGGAGUUGGAGGAGGACAAAACCAAUUUAGAAAGGGAUGUGGGCGAUUUGAAAGAGCAAAUGUCUAAUGAAACAAAUGAGGAAGCUCUGACACAGCUUGAGGAGGAAAGGGAUAAACUGUCUGUCGAGAUUGAGGAUUUAACAAAGAAAGUGACAAAUUAUGAGCAACUAUAUUCUAAUCUUGAAAGACAGUAUAAAGAGCUGGAAAUGAAACUUGAAGAGGCAUUGAGUCCACCCAUACCACCACCGCCACCUUUGCCACCACCGCCAUCGACCUCGACGUCAAAGGGAUUCCUAGCAAGAAUAAGGGGUAACAAAAAGAAGAAACCGGUUGUUGGUCAACAGACAGGUGUAGAUGAAAAGGGGUAUGGCAAAGCACUGGAAGAAAUGAUGAAGAGGAUCAAUUCUGGAAAGCCAAUACUGAAGGAGAAUGCGCGCCAAAUUAAAGAAAAGCCAGAUGCGAACGACGGUGAAAAUCCUGGUGCCAUGCUAGAGCUACAUAGUGUACUCAAUCGGUUUAAGAAUACGCAAAGAAAAAGUGGAAGUUUGUCGUCACGUCCUGUAAAUAGUAUAGAACCGGAAUCAGAACUUGCCAAAGCAUUUGUCUUGAAGAAAUCAAAACCAAAAAGUGGACCUCAAUCGUCACUUCCGGUAAAUAGCGUUGAACCUCAAUCUGAACUUGCCAAAGCGUUUCGACGAGUUAAAUGGGAAGACAGUCAGACGAAUGAAUAAUAUACAAGGAUAUUAUGUAUGCAUAUUUUAAACAGUUUUAUUAUAUACACACGUUAGUGGAAUUUCGAAGUUUUGAAUGACCAGAAAGUUUGUUUUAAUCUGUUAUCCAAUAGUAAACUAUCAUUUGAACAUACUAUUGACAGGAAUAUAAACUGUUAUCAGGCAAGGAUUUGUAAUCAUAUCAGUUAUGCUGUCUGUCUUGUUUCGCUUGUAAAUGUGCGUUAAAUGACUUCUUUCCUAAUUUUAGAUCACAGCAAUUCAAUACUAUUUAUUGAAAUUAAAUGUGCAAUUAAAUAAGAUAACGAGAAAUUUGAAUUGUAUCUCCUCGGAAAUAACAAUUGAAAUAGUGAUAAAUGAGAAAAUAUGAUUUUGUUGUUAUUGAGACUGAUUUAGUAAAGUUUUUCUAAACUUGGUUCCGAAUCCCAUAUUUGACUGCUUUGUGAAUUUUUACUACACAGCAUAUUGUUAUAAUUUUUCAAUGAUAAAUACUGUCUAAAUCAACGAAAAGAAAGAAAAAGAAUAUCAUAAGAAUAUCUUCACACCUUUUUUAUGC
This is a messenger RNA of Mytilus trossulus (common blue mussel), 2177 nucleotides long. RefSeq names its product shootin-1-like. Gene Ontology annotation, cellular component: axonal growth cone; cell leading edge; cytoplasm. NCBI's taxonomy places the organism in Eukaryota, Metazoa, Mollusca, Bivalvia, Mytilida, Mytilidae. Gene Ontology annotation, biological process: positive regulation of neuron migration; neuron projection morphogenesis. The record is from RefSeq and is a predicted model, not a curated record. Bases 77 to 1624 code for a protein of 515 amino acids. The transcript has a single exon.